AUGACCGAUACCGGACCAUGUUUAUUCCUAGUAUUCGUCAACGAUCUUGCUAGUAUACCACAGUCCAACUGCUUUUUGUUUGUAGACGAUGUCAAAAGCUUGAAGGAUAUAAUGACAGUGGGAGAUCACACAGCACUGCAGAGCGACCUCGAUAGGUCCUAUAUGUGGUCAUCCGAAAACCGGCUCCAAUUCGGCUUGACAAAAUGUAAAGUCACUAGCACAGGCCAUCAGUUUACAAAUGGAUAUCGACUUGGGAGCCAACAGUGGCAACGUUCGCCCAAGAAAAGCAACCGCAAAGUUAUGGUGCAGGAUGGGAAUGACGUUCAAAACAGACCGAAAAUGCAUCGAGAAUGCUCAUUCUGCACCACUAAC
This is a messenger RNA of Dicrocoelium dendriticum, 372 nucleotides long. The record is from the annotation of a GenBank genome assembly. NCBI's taxonomy places the organism in Eukaryota, Metazoa, Platyhelminthes, Trematoda, Plagiorchiida, Dicrocoeliidae.